AUGCACCGUGAUCAUCGGCGACUCCGUUCUGGUCCUAGUGUUAAAGAGGCGUUGAUGGGCAUUCCUACUAGCGAAGAGUCCUACGGUCUGCCAUAUCCAGAUCGCAAACAGCUCAUUACUUGGAGGCAGUCACAGCGAGCUUGUGCAGGUCGAAAUCUGAAGCUUCACCGAGAUGAAGGCUACUUGUUCUUCGAAUCGGCCGGAAGAUCGCCUUACUGGUGGCCAAAAAAUACUCACGUUUACAAUGUACUUGUGGAAUUGAUCAUAUCAGAAUACUCGAAGCACGGCUUCUGUGAAGCCGUCACCCCAAACAUGUACGCUGACUCGCUAUGGGAACCAGAUGGGAGGUGGAAGCACUAUUUGGACGAAGUUUCUAGGUUGGAAGAAGAGAGGACUGAAAUGUUGACGGCAAGCUGCUCUGGACACUGCCUCUUGUACGGCCACCAAGUGCCCUCCUACGCCGACUUGCCAAUAAAGCAUGCAGAUUUUGGCGUUCUUCAUAGGAGCGACGGAGCUUGCAGCCCUCUUCCUUUGCCAUAUCUUUACCGCUUCACAGAGGACGAUUCUCACAUAUUCUGCCGUCAGGACCAAAUCGCUCAGGAAAUCAAGGAUUGCUUCGAAUUUCUGAACGUGUUCUAUGGAAAAAUAAUGGAUUUCACUUUCGAAGUUCACAUUGCGACGCGAGCUCGAAAUUUUGCAGUCGGAGGAGAAGAAAUCUGGAAUAAAACGCAGGAAAUUCUCGAGAGUGUAGUACGAGAAACUGGAAACGCUGUGAAUGUGAAAGAAGGAGCAGCGCCGUAUUAUGGGCCACGAAUUGAAAUCACAAUUCGAGACGUCCAUGGUCGUUAUCACCUCCUUGCUCGAAUACAACUGGAUUUUGAACUUCCAGAACGAUUUGAUUUAGUAUUCACAAGCGAAGAUGGCUGCAGACUUCGCCCGAUUCUGAUACAUCGCUCAAUCGUUGGACCAGCUGAAACAUUACUUGCGAUAACAGAUUCAGAAUGUUGCGCCUACUGGCCUUUUUGGAUGUCUCCGAGCCAGGUUGUAGUGAUUCCUGUCAGCGUAGUUGCAAUCCCUUACGCACGAAUGAUCCAGCAGCAACUAACCGAAGCAAAUUUUGAGGUAGACGCCGACCUGAGUUGUAUUGGGUCUCUCAAUCGACGAAUUAAAAAUGCAAUAAUCACUAAGUGUAAUUUUAUCCUCGUUGUGGGAAAGAAUGAGGCGAUGAACGGGACAGUGAAUGUGCGAACGAGAAAUGACACGGUACUUGGCGAGUUCAGCGUCGAGGAAGUUAUCGGCCUAUUUCGGAUUUUCACAAAAGAGUUCAGCAACGAUACCCAAUGUACUGACGCGUUUGCUAAAUUAGCAGCGGAAAAACAGCGCUGCUGUUGA
Necator americanus (New World hookworm) is the source of this 1392-nucleotide messenger RNA. RefSeq lists its product as uncharacterized. Gene Ontology annotation, molecular function: ATP binding; threonine-tRNA ligase activity. Gene Ontology annotation, biological process: threonyl-tRNA aminoacylation. The record is from RefSeq and is a predicted model, not a curated record. NCBI's taxonomy places the organism in Eukaryota, Metazoa, Nematoda, Chromadorea, Rhabditida, Ancylostomatidae. The transcript has 12 exons. The coding region runs from base 1 to 1392 and encodes 463 amino acids. Gene Ontology annotation, cellular component: cytoplasm.